Strigops habroptila (Kakapo) is the source of this 916-nucleotide messenger RNA. It is a transcript of the gene PSMB1, whose product is annotated as proteasome 20S subunit beta 1. The coding region runs from base 112 to 825 and encodes 237 amino acids. The transcript is spliced from 6 exons. Lineage: Eukaryota; Metazoa; Chordata; Aves; Psittaciformes; Psittacidae. The record is from RefSeq and is a predicted model, not a curated record. Gene Ontology annotation, cellular component: proteasome core complex.
AGAGCAGACGAGACGCGGCCGCCGCUGCUGCCAUCCUAGAGCGGUGUGGCACCACUUCCGCUUCCGGUGCCGCCAUUUUGCCGUGAGACAGCAGGGAGGGGGGCCGCCGGGAUGUUGUUCGCCGCCGAUUACGAGGACUCCAUACCCGAGAGGGCCUACGAGCUCGGCGCGCCCGUGCAGUACCGCUUCUCGCCCUACACCUUCAACGGAGGGACUGUGCUGGCGAUUGCUGGAGAAGACUUUUCUAUCGUUGCCUCUGACACACGACUGAGUGAAGGUUAUGCAAUUCACUGCCGGGACAGUCCAAAAUGCUACAGACUAACAGACAAAACGGUCAUUGGAUGCACUGGUUUCCAUGGCGACUGCCUUACCCUUACUAAAAUCAUUGAAGCAAGAUUAAAGAUGUACAAGCAUUCCAAUAACAAGACCAUGACUACUGGAGCUAUUGCAGCAAUGCUGUCGACAAUUCUGUAUUCUCGGCGUUUCUUCCCUUACUAUGUUUACAACAUAAUCGGUGGACUUGAUGAAGAAGGGAAGGGAGCAGUAUAUAGCUUUGAUCCAGUGGGCUCAUAUGAGAGAGAUUCUUUCAAAGCAGCUGGAUCAGCAAGUGCAAUGCUGCAGCCCUUGCUUGAUAACCAGAUUGGCUUCAAGAACAUGCAAAAUGUGGAACAUCUUCCCCUGACCCUGGAAAAGGCUUUGCAGCUGGUGAAAGAUGUCUUUAUUUCUGCUGCUGAGAGAGAUGUGUACACUGGGGAUGCGCUUAAGAUUUGCAUUGUCACAAAAGAUGGAAUUAAAGAGGAAAUUGUCCAAUUACGAAAAGACUAAUUCAGUUUGCUUAUAAACAUGUAAUCUAUGAUGUACUAUUUACCUGUAUUAUGGAGACAUCUGUCUUAUUAAAAUUUUUCAAGAAGCUUGA